CUAAUCAUGAACGUCAACAAAACCACUGCCUUCUUCUCAAACUUCAUUCUCUUCUCCAUUACCUUUUUCCUAUCUUUACCAUAUUUAAUCGUUGCUUCAUCGUCUGUUAAUGCUGUUUUUGCUUUCGGCGACUCGACACUUGAUGCCGGUAACAACAAUCAUAUAUCGACUAUCUUUCGUGCCGAUCACUCCCCAUAUGGCAAAGAUUUUCCUAACCAAGUCCCUACAGGGAGGUUUUGUAAUGGAAAGCUAUCAACAGAUUUCAUGGUAUCUUCAUUAGGUCUAAAAGAUCAAUUGCCAGCUUAUCUUGACCCCAACUUGACCGAUAAUGACUUACUAACCGGUGUUAGUUUUGCAUCGGCCGGUAUCGGAUUAGAUGAUAUCACAACAAAUUUGGCUAAUGCCAUUUCUAUGUCAAGGCAAUUGGAUUAUUUUGAUCAAGCAGUGACAGGGAUAAAGAAAUUGGUUGGUGAAGAGAAGGGUCAAUCCAUGGUGGAAAAUGCUAUUUUUGUUAUUAGUGCUGGGACGAAUGAUAUGUUGGAUAACUUUUAUGAGUUGCCUACAAGGAAACUUCAAUAUUCCCUUUCAGGGUACCAAGAUUUUCUGCUCCAAGCACUCGAAUCUGCCACUCAGAGGUUAUACAAUGCGGGAGGGCGUAGAUUUAUCUUUGUGGGUCUGCCCCCGAUUGGGUGCUUGCCUGUGCAAGUGACAAUUGGCAGUGUUUUGCGCAGCCAGCAAAUGUUCCAAAGGGUCUGUGUGGAGCAGCAGAACACUGACUCUAUUGCUUACAACAAGAAGCUUCAAGCCCUUUCAACAAGGUUGGAAACUAAUGAGCUCAAGGGUGCCAAAGUUGCUUAUUUGGACGUAUAUGAUUUGAUGAUGGACAUGAUCAAGAACCCAGCUACAUAUGGAUAUGAGCAAACGCUUGAAGGUUGCUGUGGAAUGGGGGUAGUGGAAAUGGGGCCUUUAUGCAAUGCUAUUGAUCAGACAUGCCCUGAUGCAUCUAAAUAUAUGUUCUGGGAUGCUGUUCAUCCAACACAAGCAACAUAUUGGGUUAUUUCCCAAGUAGCUAAACAAACUGUGUUCCCUCACCUCCUUGGUUAAAUCCAAUUUAGUGGAAAAUAGUUCCAUAUGGGCUUUACAAAGGUUUAAGAAAAAAAAAAGAUUUAUUGAUGAGAUUCUCCAUUGAUGCACGCCUUUCAUGAAAAUGAUUAUGUUUUCUUUUAUUGCACUAAUUAUCGAAUUGAAUUAUGAAUCCAAAGAAAAGGAGGCAAUGAAUAUUUUCUUUUUCUUUAGGAACUAGACUGAAUGGAUGGUUUAGUUGAUGCAAGUGAAGUGAGAUACGCAUUAAACUUAAGAAAUGCAAAGGAUGUCCCAAGCCUAUAUCAAGUUGCUGAAUAUG
Molecule: messenger RNA, 1402 nt
Organism: Ricinus communis (castor bean)
Lineage: Eukaryota; Viridiplantae; Streptophyta; Magnoliopsida; Malpighiales; Euphorbiaceae
Product: GDSL esterase/lipase At2g40250
Exons: 3
Coding region: 7-1104 (365 amino acids)
Molecular function (GO): hydrolase activity, acting on ester bonds
Source: RefSeq, a predicted model, not a curated record